AUGAAGUCCCUCAUUGCAGCUCCCAUCGGGUUGCACAACAGCAUGUGCAGCUUCAAAACGCAUCUGACGACCACAGUUUCGCCCUCCUUCACGUGGAGCAUCCAUUGGCGGACAUCCUCCAGCUGGCCGGAAAUCGAGUGGAACUCUAACAGCAGGUUCAGGGCAGCCACAAGCCCCAACAGCCGCCCGCCCGUUUCCAUCAGCUCCUGCUUUGAUCCGCCCACGCCCGUGAUCCGCACACGGCAUAGAGUGUCACCCUGCGAUGCCAGGCUGCGGAGGAGGCCCGGCCAUUGCAGGCUCUGGCCCGCAUCGAAGUCAAUCACGUGGACUCAGGCCUUCUCCUCGAAAGACCAUAGGAGGAUCUCGUUCCACAGAACCAAAGAGGAAAAAGUUAUACAGGGGAAAUUGGAAAUAGCCGAGAAGAAAACAAAAGCAAAACAUACCUUUUUCUCUCCACGACCUAUCGCCGGAGAGCCUCCGGUCAUCGGAGAAAACAUAACACGUCUGACUAAAUCCGCUGACCUUGGCGAGCUGAUUCCUCGGAGCUUUUCCGCCGGUGGAUUAUUUUUGCCCGGUCAUAGCAGCCGCGGUAGGGGAUGGGUUGUACUGUUUGGAGCUGUCGCGAGAUGUUCGGGGACCAUAGGAGGUCUUCUCCGUCGGGAGAUUGGAGACAAUAAUCUCCAGAACCUACAUGUGCUCGCUCUCUAUCUAUCAGCAAGAUGGGAAUCGGAUUUCAGUACGGUUUUGCUACAAUUUUACUUAUGGGAGAAGCAAGGCAAACGUAUUUCAACACGAGCCGCUUAUAAUGACUCAGCAAAUCUUCCACAUCACCAACCGCCAGGUCACCGGCUUCGGAGUACAAAUAAGGGAAAUCCCAAAAAAGCUGGUUCGGAUCGUCUUCCUUCAAAAGAUCGGUUGCGCCCUUGUUUUCUAAAUCAGACACCGACGGAAUUUUAUCCAACACUUUACUGUCUUUCUCAAUCGGAGUUCUCAGAGAGGCCGGCAAGAAGGGCUUUUGCGGAUUCCAUGUUCUUUUCAAAUUCCUCGUCGUCCAUCGAGAGGGCUUUUGCGUCUAUAUUGGUAAUGAAAGACUCCAGCGAGAUAUUCGUGAAGAAGUAG
Molecule: messenger RNA, 1119 nt
Organism: Striga asiatica
Lineage: Eukaryota; Viridiplantae; Streptophyta; Magnoliopsida; Lamiales; Orobanchaceae
Source: the annotation of a GenBank genome assembly